Molecule: messenger RNA, 2786 nt
Organism: Anguilla rostrata (American eel)
Lineage: Eukaryota; Metazoa; Chordata; Actinopteri; Anguilliformes; Anguillidae
Product: homeobox protein SIX3-like
Exons: 2
Coding region: 541-1260 (239 amino acids)
Biological process (GO): brain development; regulation of transcription by RNA polymerase II; eye development
Cellular component (GO): nucleus; transcription regulator complex
Molecular function (GO): DNA-binding transcription factor activity, RNA polymerase II-specific; RNA polymerase II cis-regulatory region sequence-specific DNA binding
Source: RefSeq, a predicted model, not a curated record
CUCCCCUCCCAAAAUGCCUUCUAAAGAACUAACGGGUCUUGUUUACUUUACAGCGUCCUGUUCUCUUAUUUUUCAUAGGUUUUGAGAAACUGUCCCGCAUCAUGUUUGAUUUACUGUGAGUCGGUGUCGAGAAACAAGAUCGGACUUUGUUAUAACCCCCAGAGCGCGCAGCACAAUUAAGGCUUCUACGUAUUGGACAGUGAUUGGCACGCUUGACAGUGAUUGGCAAUGUUGCCAGGACAACCAUACAGUAGCACCAUGAAAACGGUUCCAAAUACGAAACACAAUUAUUUAAAGGGUGCACUCGAUCUAGAAAUGAUGAGGAUCUUGAAAAGGUAAGUGUCAUUAAGGUGAUAGCUGCUUAACAGUUUUCUUUCCCCUCUUUUCUACCUGAUUGUUCACCAACUCUGUUCAUUCCGCGGUUUUCUGUCACCCCUUACAGGUAUAGCCUAUUCCUCUCAUCUUCUCUCAAACUUCGCUGAUCACCGGUUGCUCUUGGCGAACAACUCUCCUGCGCCAAAAGAAGUAAAGGACUUGUCAAUGUUUCCCAGUCUUAAUUUCUCACUGGAACAGGUAGCAAGUGUCUGCGAGACACUGGAAGAAACCGGCGAUGUGGAGAGACUGGGACGGUUCCUGUGGUCUCUGCCGGUGGCGCCUGGGGUUUUCGACUCGAUAAACAAACACGAAUCCAUUCUGCGAGCUCGCGCCGUGGUUGCUUUUCACGCAGGGAGUUAUAGGGACCUCUAUCACAUUUUGGAGCACCACAAGUUCACCAAGGACUCACACGGAAAACUGCAGGCUAUGUGGCUCGAAGCACACUAUCUAGAGGCCGAGAAGCUGCGGGGUCGCCCAUUAGGACCGGUCGAUAAGUACAGGGUGCGGAAGAAGUUUCCAUUGCCCAGGACCAUCUGGGAUGGCGAGCAGAAGAGCCACUGUUUCAAAGAGCGGACACGCGGCCUUUUAAGGGAAAGGUACCUCCAGGACCCCUACCCAAAUCCAAGUAAGAAAAGGGAACUAGCACGCGCGACUGGCCUCACACCUACGCAAGUGGGGAACUGGUUUAAAAACCGAAGGCAAAGGGACAGAGCCGCGGCGUCAAAACACAGGUUGCAACACCAUGGAAUUGGACAAAAUGGGGUGCGAUCUCUUUCGGAGCCAUGCGGUUCACCAUCCACUAGCAUCUUGAAUAUGAUGGACCGAAUCGAAACGGGGACCUCCAUUAUCUCCAUAGCAUCCAGUGACUCGGAAUUUGACAUAUAAUACAAAAGGAGAAAUAUUUACAAGGGAAACUACUUGAAAAAAAAAAAAAAUUAAAAAAACGUUAAACCCGGGAUUAUGAAAGGACCCAUUAGAAUGAUUAAAAGGAGAGAGAGGGGGGGAAAUAGUGUUUCGAGCGCAUUCAGUGGACCCUCCUGUUUUCCUACCCCUUUUCUGCAUGAAUUUAUUCAGAAAAAAGUGAAACAGUUUAUAUAAGGACCGCCGAAAGGAGAGAGUAGAGGCUUGCAGAACGCCAUCUCAGACAUCUAUUUCACUUUCAAGUGGCGAUGGGACUCGGCAGGAUGCAAUGAUGUGUUUUGUUUGUUGUUGUUUGAUACUGUCAUCGGACAAUCAUGAGGAAAUCCCUUUUGUCACGCUUCUGUCGUGCGUAGGCUACGUGUAGGGAAUACGGUACGGUUACAGAUUUGUUUUUUCGUUGAAAUGAUGCAAUUAAUUCUCAGUCUUCAAGAAUACCAGUUAUGUCUGUAAUAUUCGUGUGUAUGGUUGGACACAAUAUUGUUAUUAUUCACCUCCUGCUUCACUUCAGCCUGAUGUCCUAGUGUGUCAAAAGUUUAAGUGAUUUAGAAUCCUUUAAUAUUUAAAUCUGGAUUUGUGAUAAUGUAAUCGGUCAUAUUUAUGCAAAAUAAAAUUAAUAUAAUUCUACAUCAAAAUAGUUUAUGUAAGGUGCUUGUUAUUGUUUAAUCCGGGUCUCCCCUGUAUGCUUUCCGAUGAAUGACCAAGCCAUUUAAGAGACUAAUCAUCGUGGAUCCCCGCCCUGACCACAGUGCCCCAUGGUGAAGUUCAUCGCCUCUGUUCCUCUGGAUGACAUGGGUUUGAAUCAGAAGAAUAGGAAAGAACAAUUUAAAACCUGUUUAUAGGCAUAUUCAAUCAAAAACUUUUUGUACACUGCUGCUACAGUAGCCAUUUCAGGAUUUUACACAAAUAAUUCACUCCUCUAUCAUGUGCCAAAAGAACAGUGCAAUUUGUCAACCUGGCAAAUAUAUUAAAAAAGCAAGGUACUGUAAGUAAACAUCUGUUUCGGAAGUCCGUUUUGGAUAGGCUCUAAGGAAUUACUGUAUCUACAAUAAAUCAAAUAAUACAUCAUUUAAGUAGUUUUUUGUCCUGAAAAAGUCCGUAUGGUUUUCUGAGUCAAUUUUAGAGGAAAUUGUUUGCCCGGUGACCAAAAAACAUAAUGUCCCCGUCUGUAUACAGUAAAUGUAACAAUGUCGAGUUACGCCUAUAAAAAAACAUGUUUGGUUUUUUUAAAUUUUUUAUUUUUUUUGCUGUUGUCUACAGAAGGCCAUCUACAGACAAAACAAGGGGGUUGUUACUCAAGUCAUGGAGAGGGCUUCAGAUUUGGAGAUUAGAGAUGGGACACUAGAUGAAAAACCAUCUACAUGUUUACUUUUGGGGGGACCUUGGGCAUUUUAAAUGGUGUUUAACAUUUGUAAAAGAAAGUUGUACUUAUCAAUAUGUUGGACUUUUUAAGUUAGUUCAGUGUUAGUUUAAUAUUAAAUGUGUUAAGCUUC